GUCUGACAGACGAUCAGCUGAAGUGAUCAUCACAUCCACCAGUCGUUUCAUCACCGAUUCAUCUGCGUUGUCCGACAACGGUAACCGUUAUUUCCUCUUGUAUUCGUUCAGUCUUGGAUCAUCUGUACGUUCUGACGAGGCGAAUAGCGAAGGAGCAGGCCGUAGUGAGAGUUCAACGCCAACACAACGAUCCUUGAACGGUACAGUAGCGUCACCUAUUCUGUCCACAUCAACGCGAUGUAAUCUUUGUGAUGUUAAUUAUGAGACCAAUUUCGAUUUACAGGUUCACUUGCACGCUGAUCAUGUGGUGCUGAGGGAUGGCAAAGAUUUUCGAUGUCCGAAGAACCAUUGUGGUAAGGUGUAUCCGAAUCGAGAGAACUUA
This is a messenger RNA of Anisakis simplex (herring worm), 382 nucleotides long. Lineage: Eukaryota; Metazoa; Nematoda; Chromadorea; Rhabditida; Anisakidae. The record is from the annotation of a GenBank genome assembly.